Aspergillus alliaceus is the source of this 1228-nucleotide messenger RNA. RefSeq lists its product as uncharacterized. Lineage: Eukaryota; Fungi; Ascomycota; Eurotiomycetes; Eurotiales; Aspergillaceae. The record is from RefSeq and is a predicted model, not a curated record. Bases 322 to 612 code for a protein of 96 amino acids. The transcript has 2 exons.
AACAAGGCACCACCGAGACAUCCCAGUUCGUAGAUCGCAGUGACCACACCCUGCAUGGUCGAGUUAUCUUUCGUUGCAUGGAAAACGUCGUUGAAGGGCUUUGCGUCGAUGAUACUACUCAUGACACCCUCUAAUCGAAACCGUUAGCGAGAUACGUUACGGCAGGAUAUUCUGGAAGACAUACGAUCGUAGCCGAAAAGCAAGAAACCCAUCGUGGCAAUGGUUGUUACGGACAUCAUCAGCUUUUGACCGCUGAGGCCGGCAAACGUUGGAGCAGAAGACAUGGCUGCGAUGAAGAAACCCUAAUCGGGUCGAUAAGAUAUGCGUACGUUGUCAAUCGUCUACCUCUCCGCAGUGCAACCCGUAGCUCAGCAAAUGCCGGUGACGCUCAAGCGUUUUGAGACAAUAGACCGAGACCAAAGGACGUUUCAAAAUGAGGAUGGAGCUUUCCUUUAUAGCUGCAGGCGCUUUGCCCCAGGGGGAAGGGAAAAACGUUACAUGCGAAGGACCACCCACCCAGAAGCAGGUGUUACGAGACAUGACCAAUGUAGUCUUCAUCAAGUAAGCACAUGGGGAAGUGUGAAAAGUUUUCUAUGGAAGCUCCCCCACUGAAACACCAACAGGUGAACCCUAGCUUGGCUCGGCAACAAGGGAAAAUGGGACAGCACCGAGCGCUAGGCGCGAAUAGGAUUACACCUACUUAUGAAAUCUUUUGGGCUGAGACAUUGAAGACGGGGAGAUCCGCUGGUCUCAUUGCGAGUUACGGUCCUUAGCUCUGGGGCCUAGAUCUAGGCAGAUAAACGUCGAGAUACUAGUCUCCAGAAUUUUUCGAAGACCCCCAUGACACAGGAAAACGAGCCAAAUGCCACUGAUGUCAUGCUGCUCUUGUGUUUGAAAUUGUUCAAAGUCCAGAAAAAGAUAUGAAAAGGACAAGAAGAAAAAACCCCCAAUCUCAUUGCUAUCUGUCAGGCUAGUAUUCCGAAAGUCACUGCGACAUGACGAUUUGGGGGCUUCGGAGUGUUCUUGCGAGUAUUUCUUGGCAGUCCCUCUCAUAGGGAGACGGACGGGCAUUUUUUCUUCCAUCUCCAAAGAGCGGAGAGGGUCUGGGGAACUUGGGGUAUGUUGUCCCUUGAUCGAGCUAUCACUGUCCAGGGUUAAAACGCCAUCAUCACUCCCCACCCGAUACUCUCCGAGAAGAGGCGAAUCAAUCUCGAGCCGGUUAUCAAAG